Messenger RNA from Tilletiopsis washingtonensis, 1329 nucleotides. RefSeq lists its product as hypothetical. Gene Ontology annotation, molecular function: fatty acid elongase activity. The record is from RefSeq and is a predicted model, not a curated record. The transcript has 6 exons. Gene Ontology annotation, cellular component: endoplasmic reticulum membrane. Bases 1 to 1329 code for a protein of 442 amino acids. Gene Ontology annotation, biological process: sphingolipid biosynthetic process; fatty acid elongation, monounsaturated fatty acid; very long-chain fatty acid biosynthetic process. Lineage: Eukaryota; Fungi; Basidiomycota; Exobasidiomycetes; Entylomatales.
AUGCCCUCCGUGCCCGUGUUCCCCGUGCUGCUCGCCGGCGCCGUUGCUGCGCUCUACGUGCUGGCGCCCGGCUACUUCACCUCGGCGCGCGUCGCCAGCACGGGCUACCCGCUCGACGCGCCGGGCCACGACUCGUGGGCCGCGCUGCGCCAUGCGCCCUACCCACCAUACCCCUUCGCCGGGCAUGCGCUGCUCGAGCGGCUCGUCCCCGUCGCCUUCUACGAGGCGUCGCUGCGCCCGCUGCCGCCGCUGCUCUUCAGCGCCGUCUACUACAUCGUCGCACACGCCGCGAAUCACACGCUGGGCAGCGCGCCCAAGGAUGCCACGCGCGGCACAGGGCCGACGGCGCAGCUGCUGCGCGCCGCCGUCGUGGCGCACAACCUGGCACUGGCGCUGUACAGCGCAUUCACGUUCGCCGCCAUGCUGCCGCCCGUCGUCGACCUCUUCGUGCAGGGCUGGCGCGGCAGCGGCGUCGAGGGCAUGAAGGUGGCGCUCUGCUCCAUCCCCACCAACGACCCGUACCUCGGCCGCUGGGCGUACCUCUUCAUGCUGUCCAAGUACUACGAGGUGGUCGACUCGCUCAUCCUGCAUCUCAAGGGCAAGCGCAUCGGCCACCUGCAGAGCUACCACCACGCCGGCGCGCUCAUCUGCAUGUGGGUGGCGUACCGCUACCAGUCGCAGCCAGUGUGGGUCUUCGUCACGUUCAACUCGGGCGUGCACACGGCCAUGUAUCUCUACUACGUCUGCGCCGCGCUGCACCUGCCCUUCCCGCGCGCCCUCAAGCGCAACCUCACCACGCUGCAGAUCCUGCAGAUCGCCAGCGGCACGCUCCUGACGAACCUCUACCUGCUCAUCUCCAUCACGCCCGCUCACGUGCUCUCGACGCUCGCGACGGUGCACACGUCGCUGCCGCGCCUCUUUGCCUCGCACACCGACACGCUCUUCUUUGGCGGCGGCCCGCCGCGCAAGGCCAUGGCGCUCGCCACGUACGCCGCCGACCGCGCGACGAGCAGCGUGCCGGCGUCGUGCCUGCAGACCAAGGGCGCCGAGGUCGCGCUGCACGUCAACACCGCCUACAUGCUGCCGCUGCUGGCGCUGUUCGCCCACUUCUUCAUUUCGUCCUACCUGCGCCCGAGCAAGACGGCUUCUGCGCACUCGCGCGCCAAGGGCGCCGUCGACGCACCGCCUGCGCCUGCGCCCUCUGCCGCAGCAAAGGCGACAGAGAGCACCGCCGAGCCGCGGCCAGCGGUGCCGGCGUACGUGGCGCCGCCGUCAGGACGCCCCGGCGAGCGGAGCCUCAAGGCCGUGCCGGCGAGCAAUCGCCCAUGA